GGGGAUUUGGAAUGUAACUGAAUUGGCCUGGAAAUCUCAGUCGCCAGUGUAUUCGUGCCAAAUUUUAUGUAACGCACAAUGGUGAUUGGCAGUUUCCCAGUUGGAAAAAUUUUCAUUCAUGGCGUGAAACGGAUUAGCAAGCCAUUCGGAGACCUUCUGAUUUGGAUGGGCAAGCAUCAUCCCUUCAUCCGGCGCUACAUCAUCAUUCCGCCUGCCCAGCUCUACAACACCUUUGAGGUCCGUUCCAAGCUUCGUAUGCUUCGAUUAAAGCAGCCCAGGAGGAUUCCACCCCUCUCCACUCCGAUCGCCACCAGAUUGGGCGCUGAUAUGCUGAGUGAGGCUUUUGUGUUUGGCAUCGGCGCGGGUCUCAUAUACUAUGAGCUUUCAAAAACAUAUGCAAAAACUAAGAAACAGAACCAGGAAAUUGAGGAUCAGAAAAGAGUUCUAGAUGAGUGCGUGGACUGUAUCAGUGCAGAUGUGGAACGGAACCAAAGGGAAAUCAACUGGAUUAUGGCAGUCCUAAAAAACGUCGAAAAAUAAGGAUUUAUAAUUUUAUUAUGUAAAAAAUAA
Messenger RNA from Drosophila sechellia, 570 nucleotides. RefSeq names its product putative OPA3-like protein CG43998. Gene Ontology annotation, cellular component: mitochondrion. The record is from RefSeq and is a predicted model, not a curated record. Lineage: Eukaryota; Metazoa; Arthropoda; Insecta; Diptera; Drosophilidae. The transcript is spliced from 2 exons. The coding region runs from base 79 to 540 and encodes 153 amino acids. Gene Ontology annotation, biological process: regulation of lipid metabolic process.